CUCAGUCAAUUAGUCAGUUCAGUGCAUUGAAGGAUCUCUGACGAGAUUUAGUGGUGUGAUUUCUUUAAAAGUUUUAUUAGCGCUUAUCGCCACAGUACAAUCACGCGUAUCACUUAACAUCAAUUUGUGUAUUAUUUCUAUGAAAUAUCAGUAACCUAUAUUUUAACAUUCGAAUUGUAGGUAACGAAUGUUUUGUCUGUUACCCACCAAGGCUAGGAAACGGUACCUAUCCCGGCGUCUUCAUAUUUCAUCGGUGUCGUUUUUAAACUAAAGUGUAAAUUAAUAUUGCUGAGAAAUACGAAAUGUGUUCCAUAUAAAACCUUCCUAAUCACAUGUCCUGGCUGUAUGAACUUAAAUUCAUAUUGGUCGUCAAAUUUUUAUUUUUCUUGUGAAUAAGAUAUAAAUUUUUGAAGAAUGGAAGACUUGAGUUUUAUUCCUGAUAUCCCGAAUGGGCCUUUGGACGCGUAUAGGCAAAAUGCGCCUUUUGAUUGGAAGCGUCUUAAGCUCGCGCUUGAAGGAGACCUAAACUUGUUAAAAUUAAAGUACAAAAUCUGGCAUACACUGGAGAAAGAUCCGCUGUUUGCCCACAACACUGUCACGCCACCCAUGGAGGAGCAGAAACGGAUCACCCAGCUUCAGCUGAAGAGGAUCAAUGAGUAUAAGUUCCUCACGAAGGAGAUGUUCAAGUCCAGUUAUAGUAUAAGGACGCGAGCCCUAAUGACCAUCAAUGAAGCCGUCCAGUCUUUGAACCCUAGUCUGUCUGUAAAAAUGGCCAUCGGUAUUUACCUGUUCUCCAACGCACUGUUGUCCUUAGGCACGGAACGCCAUCACAAAUUCUAUGAAGCCACCAUACUUCAUAGAGAGAUUCUCGCAAGUUUCUCGCUGACGGAAAUCGCGCACGGAUCCGACGCUCGUCUGAUGAGGACCACGGCCACUUAUGACCCCAAAAACAAGGAGUUUGUGAUCCAUACACCUGACUUCGAGGCGGCGAAAUGCUGGGUUGGUAAUCUAGGCAGAACAUGCACCCAUACGCUGCUUUUCGCCCAGCUAAUAACUCCAGACGGCGAGAACCAUGGUUUGCAUGGUUUCUUGGUCCCUAUACGCAACCCUGACACCCUGGAGACUUACCCUGGACUAAUAGUUGGAGAUAUGGGCGAGAAGAUAGGCGUCAAUGGGAUUGAUAAUGGUUUCAUUAUGUUCAACCAGUAUCGGAUACCUCGCGAGAACCUUCUGAACAGAACGGCUGACGUCACAGAAGACGGCGUUUAUGAAAGCUCCUUCUCCGAUCCCUCCAAGAUAUUGGGAGCCGCGCUUGAGAAUCUAUCAGCAGGUCGCAUCGGCAUAAUGCAAGAGAGUUGCAAUUCUAUAUCUAGCGUAGUGGCCAUAGCGAUCAGAUACGCCGCCUCGCGCAAACAGUUCUCCGAGCGGGACGAAGAGAUACCCCUGAUCGAGUACGAGCUGCAUCAAUGGCGUCUUUUCGGCUACGUAGCUGCCGCUGUGGUUUUCAAGUUAUACAUAGAGAGUUUCACGAGGACCUAUAUUCACAUUGUGGAGAAGUCCAAUGCCGGUCUAAAAGUGGACAAUUUGAGCGAGGCGGUGUCGGAGAUCCACGCGAUGGUGUCGUGCUGCAAGCCGCUGCUGACGUGGAGCACCCUGGCCGCCGCGCAGCAGUGCCGGGAGGCCUGCGGCGGGCACGGGUACCUUAAGAGCGCAAACCUAGGCGAGAUCCGGAGCAAUCACGAACCGACUGUCACGUACGAGGGAGACAACAACGUGUUGUCUCAACAGUCUGGCAACUGGUUGCUGAGGCAGUACCACGCGGCGACCACUAGUCAACCUCUAGACACACCUCUGAGGACUGUCGCCUUUCUGGGAUGCCAUGAGGAGAUCAUGAAUAGAAGGUUCCGGUGUGGGCGGGCGAGUGAACUGAAAUGUCCCAAAUUCAUAACGUCUACAUACGAAUGGCUCCUCUGCUGGCUGCUCAAACAGACUGAAGAGAAAUACCAAUCGGAAAUAGCCAAAGGCCUAUCAAAGUUCCGCGCCAGAACCAAAGCUCAAGUUUAUCGAUGGAAAGUGCUGACUGAAGUGUACGCCGAAUACAUAGUCUUGAUGUUCAGUUCAGAAUCCAUAGACAAAAAAGAGGCGGAAUUACAGCCGGUUUUGAAGCAGUUGUUUUUGCUUUAUGGUCUUUGGUCUUUAGAUAAACAUUUAGUUGAGCUGUAUCAGGGGGGUUUCGCUGAAGGGGAGGGGUUGGCGAGGUUGGUGAGGGCGGCCAUAUUGGAAUUGUGCGCCGAGUUGAAGGAUCAAGUGGUUUCGGUCGUCGAUGCGUUGGCGCCGACGGAUUUCGUGUUGAAUUCUGUACUGGGAAGGAGUGAUGGUAAUUUAUACCAAAAUCUACAAAAGGCGUUGUUCAGCUACCCGGGUACCUUCGAGCGCGCGUCGUGGUGGCGGGAAGUGCUUCACCCCCCAGCGUCCAAACUGUAACGGGUAUUAUUGAUACCUGUUAUGUUGAAACAUUAGGGAAAUUAUGACGAAUUAUUAUUGGGCUGAACGUGACACGAGUAACUCUGUGAACAAGCUUAAAGGUGAUGAGUUUAUUUUUGUUGUUUAAUGCCUUUAUCUACUAACUUUAGGAAUUAAAUUUGACUAAUAAAUUACACAAAAAAUGACUUUAUCGCAUUUUGCAAUCUAUAAAAAAUAAUUAAUUAAUUAAAUAUUUGCCUUCUUUUUGGAAACUGCGUCGGAGGGACAUUUGUUUUAUUAGCUAAGCAAAAUAGGUACUUUACGAUGAUAAACAUAAAUUAAUUGUAAAUAAUAUAAUUAAAUCUUUAAGCUUGAGCACGGAUUAUUAACACUAUAUGAUGAAAGAUCAAAACUCACACGACACGAGUGGCACUCAGGAAUCAUAAAAUAAUAUAAAUGGGCAGUGAAAAUACCAAACCAAUUAGAAAAGUGUUUUAAAUAUACAUAUUAUGAGAGAUAUCUGGAUGUUCAAUUUUUUUUUAGAAUCCAGUUAAAAUAGAAUUAUCUGAUUGGUUGUCACAGAUUUUACAUAUGUUACAUGUCUAGCAGAAGUAGAUAAUUAUGACAAAUGAUGUUUACUUUGUACACAACACGAGGCUUCACCGUAGACAUAAUAUUGUUAAGUUUACUGUUUUUUGUCUGUUAUUUUUAACCGACUCCAAAAAAGGAGGUUUCUCAAUUCGACCGUAUAUUUUUUUUUCGGAACACAUCAGUAAAAUACUUCAAAAGCUUAAUGUAAUUUCCGUGAAAUGUUGCUAUUAUUAAACCAAAAUGUAGUGUAUAAUUAAGUGUUUUCAAUAAGUAACUUAAGUUCAGUUUCAAUGCAUUUAUUGCAUUUACUUAACUGUAUCUAAAUAAUAGUAUUCAGAUUUUCAAUGUUUGGUGCUUGUAUCAAGUAAUUCUGUUGAUGAAUGUUGUGUGUAAGAUAUGAAAAAAAAAAAAUAGUAUGAACAGAAUUAUUAAUAGUACUAAGUAUUAAUGUUAGUACAAACUCAGAUUUUAUUAAAACUGUUACCAUUGUUAUUUGUGGGUUUGGAUUAAAAUUUGAUUGUCAUGUUUGGUCAAAAUUGUUUAAGAAAAUAUGUGUUAUGAAUGUUUUUUGGUAGGUACUUGGCUUAGUAGGUGAUAUCGUCUUAUUGUAAAUUAGAAAAUUAUUUUUAUCCAUAAAAUUACGAAUUAAAAUGUGGUGCCAUCAUUUUAUUAUUAAUUUCGCAUGAAACUUUCCAAAAUUCAGUACUUUAUAUUUUGAAGGUGGAUUAGCAGUAAUGAAACAACAUUUUCUAUAAACAAAGAGCGAAUAUUAUGAAAAAUUGAAUCGUAAAAACAAUAUUUCAUAUUUAGCUUUCUUACUGGAUUUACCCUCAAAAUAUUUUUACUGAAUUUUGACCGCUCUUAUACAUAUAAGUAGUGUUUGUCACCACGUCACAAUUUCUGCACAAGUUUGUUGAAUACGUCUGUGAUUUAACUGAGAUACAUAUAUAGCUAAAAUAUACAGGGUGUACAAAUAUUCAGUAUGGACGGACAGAAAUAAAAACAAUAAGAAAAUAUUUUGACAUAGUAAACAGACUAAUUUAAGGCUUAAGCACACUAAACGUGGGUUUAAAUUAAGUCAGCUAUGCGGGAGUUAGCACAUUGUAACUUUAUCUUUUUCUGUAAUCCUUAAAGUUAACCAAAAAGUUAAAAAGAGUUCUAUCUCUUUCUAACUUUUUGUCUUAACUUCUAAGUUAAGACAUUGCGUUCGGGGAUAACACGGUUGGACUUAAAGGCAGUUCAAAUGCAGGACGCCUGCCUAGAAAGUCAUACUAAACAAGGUCUUUUUACAAAUAAACAUAUAACAUACACUUACUUAACACAGUCCCAUGUUCAGUAUGACCAGUUAUGCAGGCGGUAAGUUAUAAUCCUGCCGAGAUGUAGAAUGAAGAAAAACACAAUUGCCAACUGCUUUUAACGUGCUUCUCUGUUCACGAAUGCUUUGCCCUUGGAGUGCUGUGAUACAUGGCCGCCAUAAUUAUACAAUGGCUCUGUACUGCGUCCUCUCGUACCCUCUCCCGUGUCUUAAAAUAUUUAUAUUAUCUAUACUAAUAUUAUAAAGCGGAAGAGUUUGUUUGUUUGAACGCGCUAAUCUCAAUAACUACUGGUUCCAAUUGAAAAAUUAUAUUUGCGUUGAAUAGACCAUUUAUCGUUGAAGGCUUUAGGCUAUAUAACAUCAAGCUGCAACUAUAAGGAGCAAAGAAAAAAUGUGAAAAGAAACGCGGAAAAUUAUUCAUCCUUGAGGUCUUCAAUGAUGCCCAAAAUAACUAUUCCACGCGGACGAAGUCGCGGGCACAGCUUGUAAUUAAAUAUACAUACAUACAUAAAAUCACGCCUCUUUCCCGGAGGGGUAGGCAGAGACUACCUCUUUCCACUUGCCACGAUCCCUGCAUACUUCCUUUGCUUCAUCCACAUUCAUAACUCUCUUCAUGCAAGCUCGGCGGUAAUUAAAUAUAGUCUUAUUCAAAUAGUUUAACACAAAAAUAUUGAGUAGGUGCGGUGCGACUCGGCGCAGAUUUUAUAGUUUUAGUUCGUUUCCACAUACAUAUAUGUGCGCGGACCCACGUUGUAAUAUUAACAUUGUGCUGCUACUGUCUCGCGUUUGUUGUGCUGAAAUCUUUAGAUUUUGUACAAAAUGUAUUGAAAAGUUAACUUUAUUGUUAUUAUGAUAAAGUACAUAAUUGACUUGAAAUAUAAUAAUUAGCUGAGGCUAAAUAAAGUAUAAUUUUUUUAAUUUGGAAAAUAUGAACGAUAUCAUUUUUUUAAAAAUUAAAAAUGUAUUAUCUGUCUGUGUUGAUCAAAUAGUGGUGUAUCGACUUUGAAUGAGAAGUCAGUAUUAUAUUUUUUUACUACUGUCCCAUUUGAAUGUUGGGUAUACACUAUUAUCAGUGAUUUUCAAUAUUUUAUUACACUGAAUUAUAUACAUAUAAGUGUAUCAUUUUAUGUUUGAGCGGAAAUAUUGAUUAUAUUGUUCAAUUUUGUAUAUUACUUUAAUGUAAGUAGGUACCUAUUUUUUAACUUUGCAAUAUACAAUUUUAAACAUAUAAAAUUUAAAUAAAUUUUGAAAUAAUUUUCUCUACUACUGGGAAAUCAUUAGACAGACGGUAACAUAUUGCAGCGAAAUUUGUUUAAUGUUAAUUUAUAAAAAUAAAUGUUAUUGCAUGAUUGUAAAAUGAUAUCCAUUAUUGUUGUAUAAUGUACUAAAAUAUAUCUAUCAAUUAUAAUUUGUAUAUUCGAUUCGCCCUUAGAAGUGCCUUCCUCUAAUUCUAUACUAUGAAUGUAUAAAAAAAUAUCGUGUUAUUGGUUUUAUGUAUUUUGAAGUGGUAGCUUCAAGUAUCAAAUAAAUUUAUUAUGGAACCUAUUU
This is a messenger RNA of Amyelois transitella, 5917 nucleotides long. Its product is annotated as peroxisomal acyl-coenzyme A oxidase 3. The record is from RefSeq and is a predicted model, not a curated record. Gene Ontology annotation, cellular component: peroxisome. Gene Ontology annotation, molecular function: fatty acid binding; pristanoyl-CoA oxidase activity; FAD binding. Bases 415 to 2484 code for a protein of 689 amino acids. Gene Ontology annotation, biological process: lipid homeostasis; fatty acid beta-oxidation using acyl-CoA oxidase. NCBI's taxonomy places the organism in Eukaryota, Metazoa, Arthropoda, Insecta, Lepidoptera, Pyralidae. The transcript has 12 exons.